GGAAAAGAACAAACGAAGAAGAGAAUGAGCCAAUCACCGUCAGAGUUGAGAGGACUUGUUCAGGCGAGUUCUUGUCGACUUGCUCUACACGUGCUGCUUCAUAAGAAAUGAUUAUGGCACCGGUUCCAUUAUUGAAUGAUGGCAGAGCCUUCAAGAAGGAAUAAAGCCUCAUCACAGGUCCUUCUCGCCAACUACCGGUAUAUGUGCAGAAAGGCCAAGCUGCUUUGCGCCAUGGAGAACGCAAGAGCGAGAAAGAAACACCGACAGAAGAUGAUGAUAAUCCCCAACAUGAAGACAAAAAGAAGCGCCUCUCACCACGAGCACCCGGACACAAAUAAACUGAUCAAAAAAACUAAAUGGAGUGAUGCAGACCAGGAAAAAGAAAGAACUCUGACCUCUGACACCAAACAUACAGAUGAAACUAAACACGGACUUUCUGUUUCUAAAGCAGCCGACCACCUCAGCAUAAUGAGCGCCCUCAGAGACAGAUGGGAAGUGGACAGCGGUUUCUCCUCUGAGGCCAGUAGUCCUCCAGCCAGCGGUAGGAGCUCGCCGUGCCUCAGCUCGUGCUCCACUACAGUGGUGGCCUUGGACUGUGAGAUGGUGGGGACGGGGCUCGGCGGGCGCUGCAGCGAGCUGGCCCGCUGCAGCAUCCUGGACUACCAUGGCAACAUCCUGUACGACAAAUACGUCAGACCCUGUCAUCCCGUCACAGACUUCAGAACUCGCUGGAGCGGCAUCCAGAGGCAUCAUCUCCGCAACGCUACGCCCUUCGCUCAGGCCAGAGAAGAGAUCCUCAGGAUACUUGAGGGCAAAGUGGUUGUGGGCCACUCGAUCUACAAUGACUUUGAGGUGCUGGACAUGGUCCACCCAGGUCACAUGGUCAGGGACACAAUUUCAACACCUCUCCUGAGCCGGUUGGCCGGUUUCACCCACAAACGCUGCGCCUCCCUCAAAAUCUUGUCCAGUAAGCUACUCAACAGAAGGAUACAGGCUGGGAAGAGCGGCCACUGCUCGGUGGAGGACGCUCGCGCUGCUCUGGACCUCUACAAGCUGGUGGAGGGCGAGUGGGAGCGGGAGCUGCAGGACAAGCUCCGAGACGAGGACGCACCACACGAGCCCAGCUUCACUUCUUCCAGCCACUACAUGCACGACGAGUACUGGCCCGAUGACGUCAUAGCUGACAGCCAAUGAGAGGACAGUGUUUAGUGGGACGUACCUCAACAAGCCCCUUUGGUAUGGAGAUACACAUGAGAGCAGGUUCAGGUGGCUCUAUGUAAUGUGAAUGAAAACCAAUGCCAGCAUAUGUCAGGAGUAGGACUACGUUUAGACUGUGAUAAAAUGAUCACAAAUGAUGACUCAUUUUAUUGCUUGAAUGAAACACUUUCUAACUUAUUAAUUAUGAACAUGUUAAACAUGUUGAGAGUUUGUUACAGUGUUUUCUUGCUGUAAUACCAGACAUUUGCCUUUGGAGGUGCUAGAGAUCAAGUUAGUCAUUACAGACUUGAUGAUGUUUAUAGGGUGAGGAGUUGGUGCUCUUACAGUUGAUAGUUAAAAAACAUUUGAUGUGCAGAGUUUGCAGUUCUGUUAAAGUAUCUUAUUACUUGAAAGUUUAAAGGGAGAGUUGGGUUUCUUUGAGAGUGAAUACGUGUCUCAUACAACUCCACCAUAGUAAAAUCUUUUUGUUAUUAAAGUAGAUUAUGGCUUUGUUGGAAAAAAGAAAGAGGAGGACCUGCUCAGGAGUCAAGCAAUGAAUCAGUGCUCUAAUUUAGUGUGGUUGGAGGCAUCUGAAACAAGGCCCAUAUAACAAUAUAAUAUAAUAACAUUACCAGUUUAAGUGGAUAGUAUGUUUUAAAUGUCAUCACCUCAUUGCCAAAAAUAACAAUUUUGGUGUUUUAACACAUUCAUUUGCAGCCUAACGAAAACUCUCACACCAACACAAAGCGAACUGCAAAGAAACCAAACCGCCCCUUCAAACUGUUGAAGGAGGAACCUCUUAAUAGUGUAAUACGAGCACAAAGCACAGAACUAUGUUAUUGAAUGUUCUCACUGGGGACGAGUUCAAAGACAGUUUGUUGCAAAUAUUUCCACAUCAGUGACUUGAAGUGUUUUAAUGCUGUAACAAUUGUGUGUUCGGUUGUGACAGUUGUAAGCUGCUCUUAAAUAAAUAAAAUGGCAUCAUGAUAAACUAAA
Molecule: messenger RNA, 2193 nt
Organism: Mugil cephalus (flathead mullet)
Lineage: Eukaryota; Metazoa; Chordata; Actinopteri; Mugiliformes; Mugilidae
Gene: isg20
Product: interferon stimulated exonuclease gene
Exons: 4
Coding region: 136-1194 (352 amino acids)
Cellular component (GO): nucleus
Molecular function (GO): 3'-5'-RNA exonuclease activity; nucleic acid binding
Source: RefSeq, a predicted model, not a curated record